AUGAAGUUUAAGGAAAAGAAAAUGCCAAGCAUGUUCAGGCGGAAAACAAAGAAUGGGAAUGAAGACAAACCUUUAAUGAAAAACAUAGAGCAGACAGAUGGGGAACAGGCAUCUGAAUACAGUUCACAGCAGUCUGGAGUUCCUGAUCUCAUUGCUCUAGAUGUUGGAGCACAUAACAAGAGAGUGCUUCAUACUCUCAGAAAGAUUCUGAGUGACCAAUCAACCCCUGAGGACUUUGACCCUGCAGUUGAGGAGUUGAAAACGUUGAGCAAACUGAAUAACAACUACUCUCAAGACUGGCUUUGUGAGUACCUUCAGGAAAUAGAUCAGUUUGUGGAGAAUCACUUUCCCACGCUGCCAGCAGAGGGACCACAAGGAUCUCAGUUAGAGCAGAUACAGGACUUUCUAAAGAGAACACAGAGCAUGAUAUAUGAUGAGGUGCUUCGAUUAACACCUGCACUGAAAGAUGCUGGGCUGCUAGAUCAUCUGAUGGACAGUUACAGCCGUCACAUCUUUACCAACCUGGACCUGCUGCUAAACAGAGAUCUGUCUGUAAAAGAGAUCUUCUGCCUUCUACUGUGGGGAAAAGAUGUUUUCUUCAGUUCAGACUCGCAGCAUUUCUUCAGAGUGCACGACCCUCUGCUGUUGACGGGAUGGUUUCAGAAAGCAACGGAGAAACUUCUGCCAAAUCUGCAGAAUGACAUCCACACGAAUCUACAGAACAUCCUGGACUAUGAUGAGCAACAUAGACCUAAUGGAGACUCAAUGGAUGAAGAAACGUUCAUCAGAGUUCACUUAGAUUUCACUAAAUGUCUGAAUGCUGUUAUUCAAAGCUCUAAGGAAUUUAGUCACACGCUGAUGUGUACGGCACAAACGCUCUGCCUUGAAGAGCUUCAUCAUUUUGUUCAGGAGUAUGUGCAUGCAGAGAAAAAACGCCUGGAAAAACAGCAAACCCUGAAGAAAAAUUCUGUGCAUCUGUUUCGGCUCAUCAGCACCUGUAGGCAAAUCAGAUUUUUUGCUCCUCAGCUCAACAAUCCAGAUAUAAACAACAGUGACGACUUCUCAAACAUUAUCUGCAUGUUAGAGGAGAUGGAGGAUCAUGUUCUGUCUAUUGUACAGAAGAUGAUGAAACACUUAGCACAGGCCUUUUUAAGACAUUAUUUUAAAAAAGGAGGUGAGCAAAUUCAAGGGCUGACAGAGGCAAUCCAAAAGCAAUGUGCAUCUCUGCCUCAGACUGAUGUGGGAAAAGAGAUUCAGGAGAUCUUUGUGAAUGUAUCCUAUGACUGCGUUUCACGCGUGUAUCUGGAUUGCCUGAUGAAGAGCAAGUUCAGACGGCUAGAGAGGAGAUGGAGAAAUGUUGGAGAAAGGAUAAGCGAGGACAUUCUCAGUUUACGCAACACAUUCACUGAACUGAAUGGCAGUGAUGACCAGAGGAACCAUCUCCUUCAGAGACUCAGUGAAGUUUUGCUUCACAGUGAUGUAGAAGCACUGAAGAUUACCUGUUGUGCUUUGUUCAGAGAUUUCCCUCAGGAGAGUGAGCAGUAUAUACCUGGUCUGCUGCGCUGGAAGGGGGUGUUUUCAGAGCGACAGGUGAGGGAAGUGCUGGAUGUGAGCCGGGACCUCGGCCUCGAUCUGAAGCCUAGACGCGUCACCUGUCAGCCUCUGAAGAGACUUUGCUGUUGUCUUUGA
This is a messenger RNA of Sinocyclocheilus anshuiensis, 1689 nucleotides long. RefSeq lists its product as uncharacterized. The transcript has 11 exons. The record is from RefSeq and is a predicted model, not a curated record. Gene Ontology annotation, cellular component: exocyst. Gene Ontology annotation, biological process: exocytosis; exocyst localization; regulation of GTPase activity. Gene Ontology annotation, molecular function: SNARE binding. Lineage: Eukaryota; Metazoa; Chordata; Actinopteri; Cypriniformes; Cyprinidae. The coding region runs from base 1 to 1689 and encodes 562 amino acids.